This is a messenger RNA of Neltuma alba, 441 nucleotides long. RefSeq lists its product as uncharacterized. The transcript has a single exon. The record is from RefSeq and is a predicted model, not a curated record. The coding region runs from base 1 to 441 and encodes 146 amino acids. NCBI's taxonomy places the organism in Eukaryota, Viridiplantae, Streptophyta, Magnoliopsida, Fabales, Fabaceae.
AUGCGUUUGCCCCCUCGUCGGGUCUUGACGCCUGCUAAUGGCCCUUCUGCCCCUAAUAAGCGCAAAGACAGAGAUGAGAGUUUUGACCCCCCCAAACCCUCAAGCUCAGUCUUGGCCAAAAUGCUGAAGCCGGAUCAUAAGCCCAGACCCGGGUCUGAGCCGCCCGCUUCAUCCAAUCAGCUCUUAGCCGGAUACUUGGCCCACGAGUUCCUGACCAGAGGGACUCUCUUCGGCCAACCCUGGGACCCACCAUACCGAGCGGAGGGGGGUCCCACCGAGAAGUUGAAAGGGCAGGUCACGGGGAGCGAGGGGGAAGAAGCCAAGGCUCCGCCGGAGAAGCGCGAAAGAUACAUCGAAGUAGCGGACUUGUUGAAAGAGGAGGGGCCCCACCUUCCUGGCAUCGUCAACCCCACCCAGCUCGGCCGCUUCUUACAGCUGUGA